Messenger RNA from Gallus gallus (chicken), 10862 nucleotides. It is a transcript of the gene CACNA1G, whose product is annotated as calcium voltage-gated channel subunit alpha1 G. Gene Ontology annotation, cellular component: neuron projection; plasma membrane; voltage-gated sodium channel complex. The coding region runs from base 449 to 7591 and encodes 2380 amino acids. The transcript has 38 exons. NCBI's taxonomy places the organism in Eukaryota, Metazoa, Chordata, Aves, Galliformes, Phasianidae. Gene Ontology annotation, biological process: positive regulation of calcium ion-dependent exocytosis; neuronal action potential; membrane depolarization during action potential. The record is from RefSeq and is a predicted model, not a curated record. Gene Ontology annotation, molecular function: low voltage-gated calcium channel activity; voltage-gated sodium channel activity.
GGAGUGAGGGAUCCAGCUGUGCGGAGCGCACGGCUCGGCGCGGCCGCCCGCGGGAGCAUCCUCCGGCGGCAGCAGCCCCGGCCCCGGGCAGAUGGUGGGGCGCGGAGGGGGCAGGCGCAGCCCCUAAGGCGGCCCGCCCCGAGGCUCGGGGGCAGCACCGGGAGCGGUGGGGGGCCGCCUCUCCGCCGCCCGCCCGGCUCGGGCCCCCCGGAGGCACGGCGAGGAGGAGCUACGGAGCCCGCAGCCGGCAGGGCAGGCCGAGGGGGGCGGCCCGGCCCCGGGCCCGGCGGGGGGCGAGGCAAAGGCUCGCCCGGUCAUGCAGCCCCGCCGCUGAAGCCGCCCCGGCACAGCCCCCAGCCCCCCGGCCCCGCUAUGGCCGCGCCCCUCUAGACCCCCUCCCGGCUCGCCCCGCGUUGCCCCGGCCCCUCCCGGGGCCGCCCGCCGGAGGAUGGACGAGGAUGGACCGCGAGCGGCCGAUGAGGAGCCGGAGCCAGGAAGAGCCAAGACUUUCAUCCGCCUUAACGACCUGUCCGGGGCCGGGGGCCGCCCGGGGCCGGGGGAGCGGGAGGUCGGCAGCGGCGAUUCGGAGGCGGAGGCAUUGCCUUACCCGGCGUUGGCCCCCGUCGUCUUCUUCUACCUGAGCCAGGAGAGCCGGCCGCGGAGCUGGUGCCUCCGCCUGGUCUGUAACCCCUGGUUUGAGCGUGUGAGCAUGCUGGUGAUCCUGCUCAACUGCGUGACGCUGGGCAUGUUCCACCCCUGCGAGGACAUCGCCUGCGACUCACCGCGCUGCCGCAUCCUGCAGAGCUUUGAUGACUUCAUCUUUGCCUUCUUCGCCGUGGAGAUGAUAGUCAAGAUGAUCGCGCUGGGGAUCUUUGGGAAGAAGUGCUACCUGGGGGACACGUGGAACCGCCUGGACUUCUUCAUCGUCAUCGCGGGGAUGUUGGAGUACUCACUGGACCUGCAGAACGUCAGCUUCUCGGCCGUGCGCACCGUCCGCGUCCUGCGGCCGCUCCGGGCCAUUAACAGAGUCCCCAGUAUGCGCAUCCUGGUGACGCUGCUGCUGGACACGCUGCCCAUGCUGGGGAACGUCCUCCUGCUCUGCUUCUUCGUCUUCUUCAUCUUCGGCAUCGUGGGGGUCCAGCUGUGGGCAGGAUUGCUCAGGAACCGCUGCUUCCUCCCUGAGAACUUCAGCAUCCCCUACACGGUGGAUCUGGAGCGGUACUACCAGACUGAGAAUGAGGACGAGAACCCCUUCAUCUGCUCCCAACCCCGCGAGAAUGGGAUGCGCUACUGCCGGAGCAUCCCGACGCGCAGGGAGGAGGGCCUGGAGUGCACCCUGGACUACUACUCCUACAACGACACCACCAACACAUCCUGCGUCAACUGGAACCAGUACUACACCAACUGCUCUGCUGGGGAGCACAACCCCUUCAAGGGCGCCAUCAACUUUGAUAACAUCGGCUAUGCCUGGAUUGCGAUAUUUCAGGUCAUCACACUGGAGGGCUGGGUGGACAUCAUGUACUUCGUCAUGGACGCACACUCCUUCUACAACUUCAUCUACUUCAUCCUACUGAUCAUUGUGGGCUCCUUCUUCAUGAUCAACCUCUGCCUGGUGGUGAUAGCCACACAGUUCUCCGAGACGAAGCAGCGCGAGAGCCAGCUGAUGAAGGAGCAGCGGGUGCGCUACCUGUCCAACGCCAGCACCCUGGCCAGCUUCUCGGAGCCGGGCAGCUGCUACGACGAGCUCCUCAAGUACCUGGUGUACAUCGCCCGGAAGGGCAGCAAGCAGCUGGUGGAGCUCUACCGGGUGGCGGGCGUGAGGAUGGGCUUCCUGGCCAGCCCUGCCAGCAAAGUGGAGCGGCACGCUGGCAAGCGUCGCUCCAGGAGGAGGUCCUCGGUGCAUCACCUCAUCCACCACCACCACCACCACCACCAUCACUACCACCUGGGCAAUGGGAACCUGCGGGCACCCCGCGCCAGCCCAGAGAUCAGCGACGUGGACACCGGCUCUCUCCACAACGGGACCAACCGACUGAUGCUUCCCCCAUCGGCCCCAAACCCCCACAUGGCUCCCACCGCCACGGCCAGCGGCACUGAAUCCGUCCAUAGCAUCUAUCAUGCUGACUGCCACGUGGAGCCACUGCGCUGCCGAGUGGCCCUCCCGCAGCCGAGCCCAGAGGACAUCCCCAGGAGCGUGGUGAUGGGCAGCAAGGUGUACCCCACAGUGCACCCCAGCACCUCCCAUGAGGUGCGGAAGGAGAAGAGCCUGGGGGAGGAGGCAAUGGGGGCUGGCAGCAGCACGCUGAGCGGGCUGAACAUCCCACCAGGGCCCUACAGCACCAUGCACAAACUGCUGGAGACGCAGAGCACGGGGUUCCUUUCGGUCCAUGUUACGGAUAAAGGUGAUGGAUUUCGAGGUCCCUGCCCAAGCUCCUGCAAGAUUGCCAGCCCCUGCACCAAGCUGGACGGUGGCUCCCGAAGCCCCGAGAGCUGCCCCUACUGCCUGAAGGCAUUGGCCAACGAGGCCGAGCAGACAGACAACGAGACGGACUCAGACAGUGAGGGGGUGUACGAGUUCACGCAGGAUGCCCACUACAGCGACCAGCGGGACCCACAGCGCGGCCGAGCCUGGGCCAGGAGCAGCAGCCGGGUGCUGGCCUUCUGGCGCGUGGUGUGCGAGACCUUCCAGAAAAUUGUGGACAGCAAAUAUUUCGGCCGUGGAAUCAUGGUGGCCAUCCUCAUCAACACGCUCAGCAUGGGCAUCGAGUACCACGAGCAGCCGGAGGAGCUCACCAACGCCUUGGAGAUCAGCAACAUCGUCUUCACGAGCCUCUUUGCCCUGGAGAUGCUGCUGAAAGUCCUCGUUUACGGCCCCUUCGGCUACAUUAAGAACCCAUACAACAUCUUUGAUGGGAUCAUCGUGGUGAUUAGCGUGUGGGAGAUCGUGGGGCAGCAAGGCGGGGGGCUCUCAGUGCUGCGGACCUUCCGGCUCAUGCGGGUUCUGAAGCUGGUGCGCUUCAUGCCGGCCCUGCAGCGGCAGCUUGUCGUCCUCAUGAAGACCAUGGACAACGUGGCCACCUUCUGCAUGCUGCUGAUGCUCUUCAUCUUCAUAUUUAGCAUUCUGGGGAUGCACCUCUUUGGCUGCAAGUUUGCUUCCGAGCGGGACGGCGACACCCUGCCCGACAGGAAGAACUUCGACUCCUUGCUCUGGGCCAUCGUCACUGUUUUCCAGAUUUUGACCCAGGAAGACUGGAACAAGGUCCUCUACAACGGCAUGGCAUCUACCUCCUCCUGGGCAGCACUCUACUUCAUUGCCCUCAUGACGUUUGGCAAUUACGUUCUCUUCAACCUGCUGGUGGCCAUCCUGGUGGAGGGUUUCCAGACGGAGGAGAUCUCCAAGCGGGAAGACGCCGGCGGGCAGCUGAGCUGUAUUCAGCUGCCGGGCGACUCGGCGGCGGGGGAUGCAUCCAAGUCCGACUCAGAGGGUGAGCUCUUCCUCCGCAGCCUGGAAGAGGAGGGUGGACUGAAGAAAAACUUGUCAAACCCAGUCUUGAUGGCCCUGAGCGAGCACCCGGAACUGAAGAAAAGCCUCACCCCACCACUCAUCAUCCACACCGCAGCCACGCCGAUGCCCAUGCCCAAGAGCGCCAUGUUUGGGGAUGCAGCGCAGGGCUAUGAGUCGCGCCGGGCCAGUGGUGUCUCCAUGGACCCCGCUGCCUACGAGCUCAAAUCCCCGCCCAGCACCCGCAGCUCCCCGCACAGCCCCUGGAGUGCUGGCAGCAGCUGGCCCAGCCGCCGCUCCAGCUGGAACAGCAUCGGCCGGGCGCCCAGCCUCAAGCGGCGGGGCCAGAGCAGCGAGCGCAGGUCCCUGCUGUCUGGGGAAGGCAAGGAGAGCUCAGAGGAUGGGGAGAGCUCGGAUGAGGAGCGCUCCAGCCGGGCCGGCAGCGUCAACGGCUCCUUACCUCAUCGCAUGGAGUCGCUGGAAGCAAAGGGCUCCUUCGACCUCCAGGACACCCUGCAGGUGCCUUCUCUGUACCGGACCAGCAGCAUGCACAGCAGUCGCACCUCCACCUCUGAGCACCAGGACUGCAAUGGGAAAACCUCUCCUGGCCUGCUGGUCCAUCAGCUCCACCUGGACGACCCUCGGCCAGACUGUGAUGAUGCUGAUGAUGAAGGCAACAUGAGCAAAAGGGACCGCAUGAAGGCCUGGGUACGGGCACAUCUCCCCACCUGCUGCAAGGAGAGGGACUCCUGGUCCAUCUAUGUCUUUGCUCCUCAUUCCAGGUUCCGUCUGAUGUGCAAUAAAAUCAUCACACACAAGAUGUUUGAUCACAUCGUCUUGGUGAUCAUCUUCCUCAACUGCAUCACCAUCGCCAUGGAACGGCCCAAAAUCGAGCCUCACAGCGCUGAGCGGAUCUUCCUAACGCUCUCCAACUACAUCUUCACAGUGAUCUUCCUGACUGAGAUGACAGUUAAGGUGGUGGCACUGGGGUUGUGCUUUGGGGAGAAAGCCUACCUGAAGAGCAGCUGGAACGUGCUGGAUGGGGUGCUGGUCCUCAUCUCCGUCAUCGACAUCCUCGUCUCAAUGGUGUCGGACAGUGGCACGAAAAUCCUGGGGAUGCUGAGAGUGCUGAGGCUGCUGAGGACACUGCGGCCCUUAAGAGUCAUUAGUCGAGCCCAAGGACUGAAGCUGGUGGUGGAGACACUCAUGUCAUCCCUGAAGCCCAUUGGGAACAUUGUGGUCAUCUGCUGUGCCUUUUUCAUAAUCUUUGGGAUCCUGGGAGUUCAGCUUUUCAAAGGCAAGUUUUUUAUCUGCCAGGGCGAGGACACCAGAAACAUCACAAAUAAAUCGGAUUGUGCAGAAGCAAGCUACAAAUGGGUCCGGCACAAGUAUAAUUUUGAUAAUCUCGGCCAGGCCCUGAUGUCUCUCUUUGUUCUGGCCUCCAAGGACGGUUGGGUGGAUAUCAUGUAUGAUGGCCUGGAUGCAGUGGGAGUGGACCAGCAGCCAGUCAUGAACUACAACCCGUGGAUGCUCCUCUACUUCAUCUCCUUCCUGCUCAUCGUGGCCUUCUUCGUGCUCAACAUGUUCGUGGGGGUCGUGGUGGAGAACUUCCACAAGUGUCGGCAGCACCAGGAGGAGGAAGAAGCCAAGAGGAGGGAGGAGAAGAGGCUUCGCCGGCUGGAGAAAAAGAGAAGGAAUCUAAUGCUGGAUGAUGUGUUAAUGGAGAGCACAGCCAGCGUGGUGCCAGAAGCACAGUGCAAGCCCUACUAUUCGGAUUACUCCCGCUUCCGCUUCCUGAUCCACCAGAUGUGCACCAGCCACUACCUGGAUUUGUUCAUCACGGGCGUCAUCGGCCUCAACGUGAUCACCAUGGCUAUGGAGCACUACCAGCAGCCGAAGGUUCUUGACGAAGCCCUGAAGAUUUGCAAUUACAUCUUCACUGUUAUCUUUGUCCUGGAGUCUGUUUCCAAGCUCAUUGCCUUCGGGUUCCGUCGCUUCUUCCAAGACAGAUGGAACCAAUUAGAUCUGGCAAUUGUGCUGCUGUCUAUCAUGGGUAUCACUUUGGAAGAGAUUGAGGUGAAUGCUUCGCUACCAAUUAACCCCACUAUUAUCCGAAUCAUGAGGGUUCUCAGGAUUGCUCGAGUGCUGAAGCUGCUGAAGAUGGCUGUAGGGAUGAGAGCUCUGCUGGACACCGUGAUGCAAGCGCUGCCCCAGGUGGGGAAUCUGGGUCUUCUCUUCAUGUUGUUGUUUUUCAUAUUUGCAGCUCUUGGAGUGGAGCUCUUUGGCGACCUGGAGUGUGACGACACGCACCCCUGCGAGGGGCUGGGCCGGCACGCCACCUUCCGCAACUUCGGGAUGGCCUUCCUCACCCUGUUCCGCGUCUCCACGGGGGACAACUGGAACGGGAUAAUGAAGGACACCCUGCGAGACUGCGACCAGGAGUCCACCUGCUACAACACUGUCAUCUCGCCCAUCUACUUCGUGUCCUUCGUGCUGACGGCCCAGUUUGUCCUGGUGAACGUGGUGAUCGCCGUGCUCAUGAAGCACCUGGAGGAGAGCAACAAGGAGGCGAAGGAGGAGGCGGAGCUCGAGGCAGAACUGGAGAUGGAGAUGAAGACCAUCAGCCCCGGGCAGCACAGCCCCUCGGACAUCUUCACUUGGAUGGGCGGCGUCGGUGGCGAAAGGCCCGAGAGCCCCCGAGGAUGCCCCCAUCCCCUGCAAAUCCAGGAAAGGCACUUGUUUGAUACCAUAUCCCUGCUGAUCCAGGAGUCUCUGGAAGGAGAGCUGAAGCUGAUGGACAACCUGUCAGGCUCUGUGUGCCAUCACUAUGCCCUCCCUGCUCCCGAAUAUUACAGCUCUGAGAACCAGGCUGAGCUGCGCUGCAGGGACGCCGCGCUGGCGCUGUCCCCCUGCCAGGACCUGCUGAGCGUCAGGAAGCCGUCGGUGGGCCGCACGCACUCCUUGCCCAAUGACAGCUACAUGUUCCACACGUCCCAGCCGCGCUCCCGGCCCAGCACCGCCUCCCUGCGCGAUGGGAACCCGGCCCAGCACAAAGUGCACUCAGGUUCAAAGGCAUCGGUGCAGUCGCAGCCAGCAGACACCAGCUCUCUCCUGCAAAUUCCAAAAGACCAUUUCCACCACAUGAGAGCUCACGACCCAUUGGUCAGGGAGAGCAAAGCCCCGGCGGCCGCCCCCGUGCACUCCCCUUCUGCAGAGAGGCUGCUCCGCAGGCAGAUGGCCAUAAGGAACGACUCUUCGGACAGCAAGGAGAACCUCCACGCCGAGCUGAGUGAGCUCCCCAACCCAGAUAUCCCCAGCGCACCCCAGGAGGAGUCAGCAGCUGCUCUGACCCCCUCAGAAGGAGAAGAUUUGGCUGCGUGGAGCCGGGCAAGUGUUCACACGCAGCAUCAUUCCCACAACCAAUAUAAUGUUUCAAAGCAGGCACCGGCAUCGUGUGCUUGUGCGGACUCUUAUCAGGAGACGCCUGGAGACUCAAUGGACCAAGAAGUGUCUGAAACAAACAGCUCCUUGGAGCCUUUCCCUUCCGAAACUUGCACAGCCUCGAGUGCCUGUUCAGAGGCGCAGCCUCUCACUCCUAAGAGGAACAUCGGCAGUACCGGCAGCGUUACGUUGAAGGACCUGAAGAAAUACCACAGUGUUGACACCCAAGGUCUUCUAAAAAAACCACCCUCUUGGUUGGAUGAUCAAAGGAGACAUUCGAUAGAAAUCUGCUCAAUGGAAAACAGCCCUCAGCACCAUUCCACAUCUAGCUCUUCUGGCUUCAUAAGUCAGGUGGUAAGUGAAAUGGAAGGCUUGCAAGGAACGCGGCAGAAGAAAAAACUGAGUCCUCCGUGUAUAUCUAUAGACCCACCCAGCGAACAGGGCUUGCUACCCAGAGGACCUCACAGCGUCUCACCUGCCAGAGGAGAUACCUGCUUGAGGCGGCGUGCUCCGUCCUGCGACUCCAAGGACUCGGUGGAUAUAGGGGAUUCGUUGCUUCCAGACAGCAUGUCAGCAUCUCCCACCCCAAAGAAAGACUUGUUGACACUUCCUAGCUUUUCCUUUGAUCAGAACGAGGUGGAGCCCUGAGUUACUUUUCUGUUGGUGCCAAACGUUUUCUUCCUUUCAUGUAAUAGAAAAACAAAAAAGAAAAAGAGAAAAAAAAAAAAAAAAAACUGUAUUCCAGAAUGGCACUGGGUAAAAUAUUUCCAAAGAAGGAUUAAAGAACCAGCUGGUUAAAGGAGGGGUUAACCUAUAUCACGCUUACUUAAGCAUACGUUCUGCUUAGGUAAAAGCAAUACAAUGUGCAGAAUCUAUAUGUAUAUUAUAUUUUAUUAAAUUAAUUGAAUCUAGUAUUGCGGGAUGUAGUACAUUUUGUGACUAAAGACUCGUUUGAUUUUCCUCUAUUUUAUGUGUCUCAGAAUAUUUCUGAGAUCGAGUUGGUUUUUAUGAACGUUUUAACCUUAAAAAUAUAUAUUUAAUCCCUCCUCUUUUUUUGUUUUGUUUGGUUGGGUUUCAUUUUGUUUUGCAAAGCACAAAAUGUAGCCAAUUAGUGCAUUACGGAGGAAACGUAUCCCACAGUCAGCAGUAAAUAAGAAUUAUUUAACGUAAUUUAUUUUCCCCUCGGACUUGAGUCAUUUUCUGGAGAAUACAGAAAUGCGGCAGCUUCUUUUCUGACAAAAUAAAUUCCCAGUCUUGCAUAAAAUCGGCAUCCAGAGGAAAAGCAAGUGCACAAAACAGGAGCGUGCAACGCGCCGAUGCGGGGCUGAGGGCUGGGAAUGCAGAGCUGGCUGAGCUGCCUUAGAAUGGGAUAUUUUGGAGCACCCGCGGGUGAUUCACGGAAUCACGUCGGUGGUGGGUUUGCUGUGUGUCUCGGGACGCCGGGCACAGCUGUCGGCCGGGCUGCUCAGGAGCGCGGCGUCUCGGGCUGUUUCUGUAGUGCAGCCUGGUGCUGCGGAGCCCAUUGCCCAUGGGGAGCUGCCCCACUGCCCCACUGCCGCGGUGAGAGCCGUGCUGAGGUCGGUGGUCAUUAAGUCAUUCUUUAAAGUUGCUGUUGUGCUUACAUGCUGAACAGGAUGGAGGCCUACUGCAGUUGGCAGGUUGUUUUGCAGAGUAGCAUAAGGAGGUCUUGUAGGUACCGAAAUGUUUGUUGAUUUUCAGUAGGAGUUUUUCCUGUCACUGCCGGAGUUAAUUCACAUUAAGAACCUGAUGGAAGUUCUAUUUCCAACCUAGUGAAGUCCUUAAGCAGCAACUUUGUGAUGUAAAGUGUGAAGAAAUGGAAGCCUUCGUAGUCCUUCAUAUGUCCUUCAUAGCCCUCCUUAGCGUCAGCCAUCUCCAAAGCGAGCGGUCCGUUCUGUGCUCCAGGCAGAGCCAUCCAUGGGAGCAGACGGAGCCUGAGGCCAUGGGGCUGCCCUGUGUGCCUCACCCCGCUCCUCACAGGGCUGACAGGAGGCAGAUGUGGACCUGAGGGGACCUCCCCAGGCGGGGUUAAGGUGUAGGCUAAAUAGGGUCUAGAAGGCAUGGCUGUAAGUAUGGGAAUAGUUGCAGCCUUCAGAUGGCAUGCAUGGAGACUUUGCUAGCUCCUGUCCUUAAACCAGCACAACCCUGUGUUGGGUUCGAGCUCCUUUACUCCCACCUGAGGAAGCACCGGGCCAGGAAGGCAGCCGGGAGCAGCGCAGGGCCGGGAUGUGCACCCAGCACUGUGCUGCAGGCAGAGUCCUCUCGGCCGGGGCGGUUCCCCCCUCUGCUGUGGGCCCACACAGAGAAACCCCACCAGUCUGCCCGGCCCGACCCAGAGCGGAGCCCGUUUGGAGCAGUGACUUCAAACAAACCUUUCAUCAGUUCUUCCCCAGCUGACAUUUAAGGAAACAAUAAAAUUACGGUGCUCUAAGCCUGGGAAAUAUUCAUAAUCCCUUUUUGGCCUCACGCUCCCAAUGAGCAGAGGCUUUUCCGUUCACAUUUACUGAAUAAUCUGGGAAAAUAUGACCUCGCUGACCCCACUGCUCAGCCAUCACCGUGCGGCGGCACCGCGGCACGAAGGGCUGAUCCAAACAUUUGGCCCCAACCGCAGCAGCACCCGCGGGCUGCUCCCUUGUCCAGCUUUGGGCUUUCGCCCCCCGGCAGAGUUUGUGUGAGCAGCAAAAAGUUCACCUUGCAUGGGAACGUUCAGCAGAGACCAGCAGGAAAAGUGCUGCACGGCGAUGCGUUCAGGAAAAGAAAUCCGUGUAAAAUAGUUUGUGUUCUAAACCAGACCCGUUUUUUUCUAGGCGCCCUUUCGAGAAGCAGACUCCGAGGUUCUGCAGUGUGUGCAAUAAUCUUAGAGCAUUUUCAAUACCUGCGGGGGGGUUUUAUAGAAUUUGACUUUUUUUAAGCAAAAUGUACAAAAUCCACAGGAAUUCCGUAGGACGGUUAUGUUGAUAGAUUUUUUUAUAUUUUUGUAGAAAUCUAUAGAGAAAUUGUUACAAGUCUGCAUAGCAUCUGGGGAACAGGAGCUGCUCUACCUGCGCUUUCCUUUCCGUAACCCUGGAGCCAGACCUGCUGCACCGCAGCGCAGAGCUGCACCCAGGCUGUGGUUAUCUGUACUAAGCUGAGGUUCUGUGAUACGGCAGUGCUAUUACUGUUACCAUAUAAACCAUCCGCCCCAGAGCGCAGCCCGUGUCGGUGGCGCAGCAGUCGCGUUGCUAUCAGCUCAUUCAAGCACACCAGCACUUUAUACUGUGGAUUUACUGUAGGCAGACGGGAGGACGUUCUGCCACUGCCAGGCUGACGUGGGAGGAAGCAGAGACUGCAGACGUGUGGAGAAAUGCCGAUUCCGUUUUUGCAGCCCCUUGCACAUAGGACGGACUUUCCUAGCCCGGUUCCAGCCGUUGGUAUUGCAGGUGUUUUGGGGGAGGGUGCGGAAAAGGCUGUUUCUGACUUCUGUGGGUUGCACUCAGCACAAGGCGUGUUCAAGGAGAAACAAAAGUGUUACGGUUGUAAAUUAGGCUAUGCCCCAGACUCCCCUUUCCUGCCCCCCUGGCUGUAACACCCCAUGUACGCUAUCACACCAGGUGACUAGAGUAGGCACGGUACCGUUGCAACGUCCGUAACAACCUAGUGUAUAUGAUAGAACUUUGUAUUUAAUAGUUAAUAUAUUGUUAUACUGUAUCAGGUAUAUAGGCCAAAACGAGGUCUGUUGGUCAGGGCAACAAAAGGUGGUAUUCGUGGGCAAAAUUGGGCUCAAAAGUUCCUUUUUACAAAAAGAAAAAAGACAAAAAACGAGUGUAAAUCUUUACAAAUGACAAAAAACAAACGUGUCCUAUUAAAAGCUUUUGAAAAGAAAAUAAACGUGCACUUCCUUUUGUUGGUGUUGUUGAUGCUA